Molecule: messenger RNA, 1989 nt
Organism: Symbiodinium natans
Lineage: Eukaryota; Dinophyceae; Suessiales; Symbiodiniaceae
Source: the annotation of a GenBank genome assembly
AUGCGUGCUGAUCCUUCCCGACUUUCGCCGAUUGGCUUGGCCACCAAGACCAUUCAGGGCGCGGGCCGUCGGGGCCAGUGGCGAGAGGCGGUGACCACCUACCAUGGGUUGCAGGCAAGCCGCCUGGAAGCAGAUGCGGUUUCUUGCGGUGCAGUGCUGCAGGCAUGCCAGGCAAGUGCCUGGAAACUGGCGUGUUCCUUCCUCUGGCAGAUUCAGGAAGCUUCAGUGGAGCUUUCGCUUGUUUGUUGCAACAUUGCCAUGAGCCUGUCGGGACAGAGGGAAAGCUGGUACCGUACUAUCAGCAUGCUGAUUUGGAUGUGCAGCAUUGCAAUGCGACCCGAUGCUCAAAGCUAUACGCCAGCACUUGGAUCCUCCAGGACGUGGGGGCUGUCGCUGUGGCUUCUACGCCAGACUCGUCCUAACAGAAUUCUCAGCAAUGUGGCGGUGGCUUCGAUGGCCAGAGCCUGGCAGUGGAGUUUCGAUUUGUUUUAUGAUCUGCAGGCUGCUCGACCACUUCCAGACACCAUCUUUCUGAACACCUUCCUAAGCAGUUUGGAGAGGUCGGAGCAGUGGCAGCUGGCAGUGUCAGUGCUACAAGCUUCGCUGAAAGGCAGCCCCGUGACACCUAACCUUGUCAGUUUCAAUGCGUGCCUGCACGCAUGCGGCGAGGCGGCGCAACUUGACCAGGCGCUCCAACUUGUAAGGUGCAUGGAGGCAAGCCGUGGGCCAUCACCCGAUGUGAUAUCCUACAGCGCUGUCCUCAACGCGUGCGCAAAGCUUGUGCAGUGGACAUUGGCCUUGGACGAGCUAGGCCGAAUGCAGCGUCGGAGCGUGCUGCCUGACGUUGUUGCGCUCAAUGCGGCAAUGUCAGCUUGUGCAGAGGCAGUUCAAUGGGAGAUGUGCUUGCACAUGUUGACGACGUCAAGCGGAGUAGACCCAGACUCAGUUUCUUACAAUGCCGUCCUGAAGGCAUGUGAGAAGUCCGCGCAGUGGGCGCUUGCGAUGUCUAUGUAUUGGCAGAUGGCUCGCUCACGCGUAGGUUGUACCACUGCUACAUACAACACACUGCUGAGUUGUUGUCAGAGGAGCACCAAGUGGGAACAUGCUACGCUACUACUUUCGACGAUGCUCUCUCAGCACGUUCUUCCGGACAUUAUCUCUUUCAAUGCUUGCUUGGGGGCGUUGCGGCGUGGAUCUCAGUGGCAGCAGGCAAUAUCUGUCUUUCACUGGAUGCCGCACGUCGACGUGAGGAGCGACACCGUCACCGUAGUCGAGCUCUUCGGGGCCUUGGCCGCCGCGGCGCGGGCACCGCAGGCGAGGAGAGUGGCGGCGAGCCUCGUGGCGUGCGCACCUUUGGUAAGAGACUGCAUGCAGCCUGCACUGGAGUUGGAGGCCCGCCGACCCACUGGUCUCGCCGUGACUGCUUGCGAUUGCCUUGUGUCGCACCAGCUCCGUGAGCCUUUUGAAUGCCAACAGCUUCUGCGACGCCACGGCCUGCGCCCUGUUCUGCGCACCCUGCGGCGCGCAAGAUGGAGCGAACCCAGCGGCCGAGCCCUUCAGCUACGCGACCCAGUCUUGGAGCGCCAACAUAGCCUGGGUGCAUCCCUGACGAAGGAUGCACUGCUGGACCUGGAGGGUCGGGAGCCAGAGCUCAUGCCGCCUCCGUGGAUGCUUCGAGCGAGCCAGGCAGACGCUUCCCCACUCUUGCUCUGGCUGCACGAGGACCCGCCAAAAGUGGGCGCAUACCUUCGGCCGGUUCAGGUGGAGCAUGACAGGUCGUCCCACGCCGAGCGCCAGGCUUUGCUGUCCUUGCUGGCUCGGGAGGCGGAGGCAACUUUCAGGGAUGGCAGCCAAGACUUCGGCGACUUCCGUGGGGCAGUGAGACUCUAUGUUACCCACACUCUCUGCAUCUCGUGCCUGGCGGCGUGCUAUCAAUACAAGGCCCUUCAUCCGCACCUGCGCCUCAGCGUUGGAUUUAGGGUUCUGUGA